Messenger RNA from Adineta steineri, 464 nucleotides. The record is from the annotation of a GenBank genome assembly. Lineage: Eukaryota; Metazoa; Rotifera; Eurotatoria; Adinetida; Adinetidae.
AAUCAUUAGCAGCUUAUGCACCGGAUCAAGUUGCAAAAGAUACAUUGUUUGCUAAAGCGAAUGAUUUUGAAACUUAUGCUAUCGAAUUCGUACGAUGUGCUUAUAUUAAUGGUAGACAUAAAACAUGUGAAUUGAUUAUGCGAUGCACGAAUCUCUAUGGAGGUGUUACAUGUCUUCAAAUGGCCAUUGCUGCAGAUAACAAAAGAUUUUUACAUGAAGAUGCUUGUCAAGCUCUGUUAACGAAUAUAUGGUAUGAUAGAAUUGAUCAUGUUCAAGAACGAAAACGUCUUGUUGUUAAUAUACUUACAUUUGGAAUUUCUCAAUUUUUCAUAUCGAUUUAUUUGAAAAUAGUGAUGGCUUUAGAAUUAGAACUAUCGUUUAUUCGUUCGGUUUUAUUUAUGGGUAUUGCUCCAAAUCUUGGUCCUAAAAUUGUGAUGAUUCGAAAAAUGGUAGGUUGGCUGUAG